UUUCUUAUUAUCAAAAAGGAUAAUAGCUUACAUCUGAUCAAUAAUGCUCAAAAGUAUAAUAAGUACAGCUUCAAGAAUGCUUUCAUACUGCCUGCCUCAGAUGAAUUCUUGGAAGAGUUUGUUAUAUGCAAGAUUCUUUUACUGCUUGAUUUCUUUUUCGAGUACAAUUAA
This is a messenger RNA of Cryphonectria parasitica EP155, 171 nucleotides long. RefSeq lists its product as uncharacterized. Lineage: Eukaryota; Fungi; Ascomycota; Sordariomycetes; Diaporthales; Cryphonectriaceae. The transcript has a single exon. The annotation marks the transcript as partial. The record is from RefSeq and is a predicted model, not a curated record.